Messenger RNA from Habropoda laboriosa, 2763 nucleotides. RefSeq names its product carboxypeptidase N subunit 2-like. The record is from RefSeq and is a predicted model, not a curated record. The coding region runs from base 70 to 2097 and encodes 675 amino acids. Gene Ontology annotation, molecular function: protein binding. The transcript has 3 exons. Gene Ontology annotation, cellular component: extracellular matrix. NCBI's taxonomy places the organism in Eukaryota, Metazoa, Arthropoda, Insecta, Hymenoptera, Apidae.
AAAGUACUAUUUGACGAGUGAAAAGUGUAGAGACACGACGAAUAAUAAAAGAGAAGAGGAAAUUACGCAAUGAGAUAUUACGCAUUUACCAAGAUGUUAGGCCUACUAUUAUUAGUGGCUAUACUUGGAACAUCGUCGUUCGCCUAUAACGGCGAGCUGGUGGAACAAGAAUGUCCCGUGGACUGUCAUUGUCAUUAUUUUCGCGUCAACUGGGUGACCGACUGUUCUGAAAGCAAUCUGACCGUUAUCCCAUAUGACGAGCUUAGCCUAAACGUCUACAUUUUGGAUAUGAAUGGCAACAACAUCGCACAAGUCGGUCCAUUUCCGCAUUCGAUCAAGCUAAGGCGUCUCCAGAUGGCACAUAAUCGAUUGACCGAGCUCAAGCAUGAAUCGUUUGCCGGAUUAACAUACCUGCUAGAGGCGGACUUUUCAUUUAAUGCGAUCACUCAUAUCGAUCCCGAGGCGUUCAGGGACAGUCCAGGUCUCAUUACGCUGGAGCUUCAGAACAACCCAUUGGACGAGGUGAAGGGUCAUUUCUUAAAUUGUCGCACUCUCCUCUACCUCGAUCUGAACUCAUGUGGCAUCCAACGUCUGAAUACGCAAUUCUUCCACAACACGACCAAUCUGAACAAACUCGACCUGUCUCACAAUCCUCUUGGAGUAAUCGAGCCUGGCCCGUUCGAUCAUCUGACCAAUCUGGAGUACCUGAAACUGAACGCUUGCAACCUGACUCACGUCUCUCCUGACGCUUUCGCCCAUCUGGAGAAUCUUCGAGAACUUGAAAUGGCAGAGAAUGAUCUACGUAAAAUAAGUUGGACGAAUUUAUUGGCACCGCUGAUCCGUCUGGAGUAUUUGAACAUCAGAAAGACUGGAAUUACCAAUCUGCCUGGCGACGCUUUCGCGAGGAACUUGUACCUCAGGCAGCUGGUACUUGCUGACAACGAGUUGUGGCAUUUGGACGUUGGAAAUACACUUGGUCAUAAUUUGCACAGUCUUCAAUCGUUGGACUUGUCGAACUGUAAUUUGCACGAUCGUUUGUCAGAGGAGGCCUUUAGAAAUUCCAGUAAACUGCGUGUGUUGAAUUUGAGCGGCAACCCAAUGUUCGCUGCUGAUCUGACCGUUGUACUCCGUCACUUGCCAAAACUUCACAAGCUCUCGUUGAGUAAUUGUAGCUUGCGACGUCUGCCGAACGCGUUCCAUGUUUUCGAGCACCUGGAAGAACUGGACAUCUCGCAUAAUCCGUUGUCAGACGCGUUCGUUAGUUUGUUGAACCCGUUAGAGUCGUUAGAAUACCUGGACAUGUCUUACUGUAAUCUCGGUUACCUAGGAAACGAAACAUUCGCUCAUAUGACUACUCUAAAAAGGCUAAUAUUAUCUGGAAACACGUUGCAUACGUUGGAGGAAGGAUUGUUCGCUAAUUUGACGCGACUCGAGAGUCUAGAAUUGAACAACUGCGACCUGAAGACACCGAUAGAUCCUAAAGUGUUCGGCGAUCGCGUCCACACCGACAUCGUCGAGCUGAAGCUCAGCGGAAAUCCACUGGAAGUACCCGAGGAUGGUUCUCUCCUCCCGACACAAUUGUCCAACAUCGAAAUGCUUGACCUGAGCAACUGCAAUCUGGUGCAUCUGAAUGAGAAUCUGUUCACCAACACAAAGAACCUCACUGAGCUGAAUCUCUCUGGUAACCGCAUCUCUGGUUCAGAGAAUCUAUCUUGCCUGAAUAAGCUACGAAUGUUGGAGCAUUUAAAUCUGAGCAACAACAAGCUGACCACCGUCGUUCCCAGGAUGUUCAGGCGAAAUCCACGCUUAUUGUCGCUCAAUUUACUGGGCAAUCCGUUCGUGUGCAACUGCGUAAUCGCAGACAUGUGGGACUGGGCGAUACAGGUGAAGAACGAUCUACACGUGUUAGUCGGUAGCCAGCCAGCCAAUUUCGAAACAGGCGCGGCGAAAUUGAGAAAGAGCUUGACCUGCACCUACGACGAUGAGACCUAUCGCAAGAUCUUGCAAGACCAGCGCUGGCUUAGAAAGGGUGACCUGAGCCCCACCCGUACCUGGGCGAAAUACGUUCGCGAGUCGAGUUGCGGUCGUAGUUCAUGAUAUAUGGGGAAAAGAUUUCAACAUCCAAUACUGAACGUCUAUUACAGCAAGAUACGCGGCAGUCAGUGGAGCGAACUGUAACGUAUCUUGAACUGUCGAAGCGUGCGCACAUACACAUAUACAUAAAAGAAACACACAUACAAACGUACACUCUAGCGCAACAAAUCUAGUGAUGCCCUCUUUACUCUUCCAUGGCAUAUAUGACUUUAUUUUUGUAGGUGUUGUAAGUAGGAUUAAGAUGUUUCUAAGAUAUAGUACGCGCGUUAAACAGACAUCAGGAUGUUGAAAUAUUUUGUACGCAAGAUCCGCCGUUCUGUUCGAAUGGAAUCUAUUGUACAUUCUACCCCGUACGAGCAUCGUCAUCUCCACGGAAUCAGAGUGUAACAGGAAGGUGAUCGAUCAUCCUCAGCCGGGAACAGUGGCCAUCUUUGACAAACUACCCUUCUGUGCUACGGGGAAAACAUCUUUAUACGUUGGAAACGUUGCUCGAAUUUCGCUCGAGAACGCUUGCAAUCCGUCUACCGUCGGCUGAAAUGAUUAAUGUAACGAAGGGCGCUAAAAAAAUGUUCAUCGAUCGCCGGAACAACGGAAGGUCCUCGAAUUAUCAAUCACCCCUCUUCUUCUUCUUCUUCUUCUUCUUCUUCUUCUUCUUGUUCUUCUGCUUCU